CAGGCUCCCAACCAUCUAACCCAAGAUGUCUGAUGAUGAGAAAAAAAGGAGGGCAGCCACUGCCCGCCGGCAGCACCUCAAGAGUGCUAUGCUCCAGCUUGCUGUCAGUGAAAUAGAGAAAGAAGCAGCUGCUAAGGAGGUGGAAAAGCAAAACUACCUGGCAGAGCAUUGCCCUCCUCUGUCACUCCCAGGAUCCAUGCAGGAACUUCAGGAGCUGUGCAAAAAGCUUCACGCCAAGAUAGAGGCAGUGGAUGAGGAGAGGUAUGACACAGAGGUGAAGCUCCAGAAGACAAACAAGGAGCUGGAAGACUUGAGCCAGAAGCUCUUUGACCUGCGGGGCAAGUUCAAGAGGCCACCCCUGCGUAGGGUGAGGAUGUCGGCCGACGCCAUGCUGAGAGCCCUGCUGGGCUCCAAGCACAAGGUCUGCAUGGACCUCCGAGCCAACCUGAAGCAGGUCAAGAAGGAGGACACUGAGAAGGAGAAGGACCUCCGCGACGUCGGGGACUGGAGGAAGAACAUCGAGGAGAAGUCUGGCAUGGAGGGCAGGAAGAAGAUGUUUGAGGCUGGGGAGUCCUAAGCACCUGCCUCUCCACAGCUUUCCUUUGCUCCCUCCUGUCCCUGCUGUCCCCCCCUGGGC
Merops nubicus (carmine bee-eater) is the source of this 637-nucleotide messenger RNA. It is a transcript of the gene TNNI2, whose product is annotated as troponin I type 2 (skeletal, fast). NCBI's taxonomy places the organism in Eukaryota, Metazoa, Chordata, Aves, Coraciiformes, Meropidae. The record is from RefSeq and is a predicted model, not a curated record. Gene Ontology annotation, cellular component: troponin complex. The transcript is spliced from 7 exons. Gene Ontology annotation, biological process: muscle contraction. The coding region runs from base 26 to 577 and encodes 183 amino acids.